Manihot esculenta (cassava) is the source of this 1653-nucleotide messenger RNA. Its product is annotated as methylthioribose kinase. The transcript has 6 exons. Gene Ontology annotation, molecular function: S-methyl-5-thioribose kinase activity. The record is from RefSeq and is a predicted model, not a curated record. Lineage: Eukaryota; Viridiplantae; Streptophyta; Magnoliopsida; Malpighiales; Euphorbiaceae. The coding region runs from base 152 to 1402 and encodes 416 amino acids.
GUGAACACCUCUGCUUAUUCGUAAUCCCACUAGCGGGUCCGGCAUAGGUCACGCCUCCAAUUUAGUCAAUGCCAAUGCUUGUUAAAAUCCUUCUACCGCCUUAAAAUCACCGCAGCCACCACUAGCACCACCGGAAGCACCACCGAUAGUUAUGGCGUUCUCAGAGUUUAGGCCACUUGAUGAGAAAUCUUUGAUUGAGUACAUCAAGGCCACGCCUGUAUUGUCCAACAAGGUUGGCAGAAAUUACGAUGACUUGAAAAUCAAAGAAGUUGGAGAUGGGAAUCUCAAUUUUGUUUACAUUGUUGUCGGCUCCGCUGGCUCUUUUGUCAUCAAGCAGGCCCUUCCUUACAUACGUUGUAUUGGAGAAUCAUGGCCCAUGACUAAGGAAAGAGCCUAUUUUGAGGCUUUGGCACUUAAAGUGCAUGGUCAGUUGUGCCCUGAACAUGUUCCUGAAGUUUAUCAUUUUGACCGUACCAUGUCUUUGAUUGGUAUGCGAUACUUGGAGCCUCCCCAUAUUAUCCUAAGAAAAGGAUUAAUUGCUGGAAUCAAGUAUCCUUAUCUAGCAGAACAUAUGUCAACUUACAUGUCAAAGACUCUUUUUUACACAUCCCUUUUGUAUCGUACCACCACUGAGCAUAAACGUGAUGUUGCUGAGUUCUGUGGGAAUGUGGAGUUAUGCAGGCUUACAGAGCAAGUUAUUUUUUCUGAUCCAUAUAAAGUAUCUCAAUACAACCAUUGGACUUCCCCUUACCUUGAUCGUGAUGCUGAGGCUGUACGUGAGGAUAAUGUCUUAAAGCUUGAAAUUGCUGAAUUGAAAUCCAAGUUCUGUGAAAGAGCCCAAGCCUUAAUACAUGGAGAUCUUCACACUGGUUCUGUCAUGGUUACUUCCGACUCAACUCAGGUUAUAGAUCCAGAAUUUGCAUUUUAUGGACCAAUGGGUUUUGAUGUGGGUGCUUUCAUUGGAAACUUAUUUUUGGCUUACUUUGCUCAAGAUGGCCAUGCUGAUUCAUUUGAUGACCGAAGAUCAUAUAAAGAAUGGAUUUUGAGGAUGACUGAGGGCACAUGGAAUCUUUUUCACAAAAAAUUCACAGCAUUUUGGGACAAGCACAAGGAUGGACCUGGUGAGGCAUAUCUUCCAGCAAUAUAUAACAACCCUGAGCUUCAGCAGAUUGUACAGGAAAAAUUCAUGAAAGAUUUGUUCCAUGACACCCUUGGAUUUGGUGCAGCCAAAAUGAUACGGAGAAUUGUUGGUGUAGCACAUGUUGAGGAUUUUGAAUCAAUUAAAGAUGAUAGCAAACGAGCUGAAUGUGAGCGCAAGGCCCUCGAUUUUGCAAAACUGCUUCUUAAGGAAAGGCGGCGAUUCCAGUCCAUCAAUGAAGUGGUGUCAGCCAUUCCUGCAUAGGAUUCAUGACAAACUUAUGGGUAAAAUGUUAUACUCUGUUACUGAUUCUGGUUCUGAAUACAGCCUUUUCCAGUCCAUGCUCUACGCUUCUCUUCAGGAGAAAAUUACUUGAAUUAACUUCACUAUCAUGUCAGUAUUUCUAAGAAAUAAUACUUGCUCUUUCAAUCAGUGAUCCAAUGCUUCUGGCUUUCUUCUGUGUUUAUUCCCACUGUUACAUUAUAGACGAUAAUGAGCCAAAAAAUAUUAUCUAA